Messenger RNA from Capronia epimyces CBS 606.96, 2394 nucleotides. RefSeq lists its product as uncharacterized. Gene Ontology annotation, biological process: regulation of DNA-templated transcription. The record is from RefSeq and is a predicted model, not a curated record. Lineage: Eukaryota; Fungi; Ascomycota; Eurotiomycetes; Chaetothyriales; Herpotrichiellaceae. Gene Ontology annotation, molecular function: DNA-binding transcription factor activity; sequence-specific DNA binding. Bases 1 to 2394 code for a protein of 797 amino acids. The transcript is spliced from 2 exons.
AUGACAUCCCAAGGCUUUUCCCGAAAGCGUCCUGCUCCAGGCGCAGAUCCUAUACCUUUUACUUCUCCUCUUCCGACUACCAUUCCGGCCUUCAAUGAUGGUCUCGGUCCAAGCCUUUCAAAUGAUGAUUUCUUUCACUGGGGGCAAACCGGGCAGCCGGCUGCCCCGUACAACGAUAAUACCUAUGCAAUCAACGGCAAUGCGUUUGUCCAACCCACCCAAUUGCCGCAAUCAUUACCGCAGCCAUCAAAUCAACUCGCUCGCAGACCCGUAGCCCAACUUGCCGCUCGAGGCCGCAUAAGCGAAGAUAACAAUGCCUGGGUUGAUACGGCGAAUGGAGACUCGCAUCCUGCCGAGGCCGACUGGGCAAAUGAUGAUAUUGCGGAACUCGAGGCCAGAGCACAAAUCGCCAAACGGGAAGCGCAAGCAAAGAGGAAGCAAAUUCCACCCUUCGUCCAAAAACUAAAUAGUUUUCUAGAAGAUGGCCGCAAUACCGAGCUCAUCCGGUGGUCAGACGAUGGUAGUUCAUUCAUUGUCCUCGAUGAAGAUGAAUUUGCCAAAACCCUCAUUCCCGAAUUGUUCAAACACAACAACUACGCCUCGUUUGUCCGGCAGCUCAACAUGUAUGGCUUCCACAAAAAGGUGGGCCUCUCCGAUAACUCCAUGAGGGCCAGCGAAAGAAAGAACAAAAGUCCAAGUGAAUAUUCCAAUCCGUACUUCCGCCGAGGUCAUCCAGACCUCUUGUGGUUGAUUCAAAAGCCGAAGAAUGUUGGUGGACCAACCUCGAAGCGGAAGGGCAAGACCGACAAUGACCAAGGUGAAGAAGAUGUUGACGAAUACACAGAUGAUGCCACCAACAACAGCGCAGAAAAUCGUGUCCGCUCCCGACCAGGUCAACUCGCGCUGAGGCAUCCGGACACAUCUCUUACGCAAGAUCAAUUCAAAAAUGUGCAACGAGAGCUUGCCACCAUCAGAAAUCAGCAAGCUCAGAUCUCUCGCAUGAUGCAAGCUCUCAAGCGCGAACACGAGCAAUUGUACGGUCAAGCUGCAACAUUUCAAGAGCAGCACAACCGUCACGAGAACUCAAUCAAUGCCAUCUUGACCUUCCUCGCAACAGUCUACAACCGCGGCAUCCAAAGCCAUGACGGCAUUCAAGGGAUUGCGAGUCUUUUCACGAAUGCCAUACCCGUCGAUGCCACGAGCCAAGGCAACGUUGUCGACGUCGGAGACUAUGCAUUCAAUGAUGUCAAUCUGGACAGUGAUUUACAGAAACCAUUCAAAAAGCAACCCCUCCUACUCACGAAUGGAACCGCACGGCAAGGACGGGCAACCACACUUUCCCCGCGUCCGGCCAACAGCCCAUACCCAUCCAGCACACAGCCCCUCCGCAAUGUUCAACAAUCCUCACUUUCACCGAAUAUAGAGGAGAUUUUCGACCCGGGGGCCAGCAAACCCAACACCCCUGGCCUUCGGAAAGCUUCGACACAGGCCCGUGAUCUACCUCAACGUGAGAUGAUGUCUUUGAUCCAAAAUGCCAAUGCACGAAACAAUGCCAGCAGUCCCUCGGGUGCAUCUACCUCGCCAGCGCAAGAUUUCUCCAAUGUCCUCAACAGUCUCGAAUCGUCCAGUGGGUCUGGACCCCUGAGUACAUCUCAGCGUGCUGAUGUUCUGAGGAUGAUCAACAACUCAACCAACCAACCACCGGGUAAGGACAACGCACUGAUCAAUUCAACCCCCCCUUCCGGUCCUACAAACUUCCACCGGCGCCUAGAGAGCACUCAGGCGGACCUUGAACAGCUCGCAAAACUGCAAGCCGAGCAAGACAAAAGUGUGCAGAACUUGAGAAAUCUCUUACAACCGCUCAGCCCGACAGGCUCUAUUCCGGGGAUUGGAGAUGGCCAGCCUCUUCCUCCACCGCCACUCGACAUUGAUGAUUUCCUCAACCACAAUGACUAUUUCACGGACUUCCCGAGCGACGGCGCUGGAAACUACGAGUUUGGAAACACAGGACUCGGCCCAGGCCACACCACUGGGGCGACUGACGAUCUCAAUUUUGUUGACUACAAGGACGACGAUGAGCUUUUUGGGAAUCUGAACCAGACCCCGGCCGCGUCAGGCAGUUCUGGCAAAUAUGACUUUGGGCUUGACGGCACCACAGGCGGGAUUGAUCCAGGCGGUGACCAAUACCCAAACAUGAAGUUCGAAACCGCAAGCGACUAUGACAAUGAUGGGGGUGGUCGAGUCGAGAGCGUGCCGAGCAGUGGAAUAACAACGCCAGGGUCGGCGGAAGACCCCAAAGCACAUGCGCCAACUACGCGCAGCAAGGGAAGGAAACUAAGCUCGGUCGAGGAUGAUACCGAGGUAGAUCUAGGCCGAAAGAGAGCGCGCGUUUAA